Episyrphus balteatus (marmalade hoverfly) is the source of this 1755-nucleotide messenger RNA. RefSeq names its product oocyte zinc finger protein XlCOF28-like. The record is from RefSeq and is a predicted model, not a curated record. The coding region runs from base 135 to 1718 and encodes 527 amino acids. Gene Ontology annotation, molecular function: zinc ion binding; RNA polymerase II cis-regulatory region sequence-specific DNA binding; DNA-binding transcription factor activity. Gene Ontology annotation, cellular component: nucleus. Gene Ontology annotation, biological process: regulation of transcription by RNA polymerase II. NCBI's taxonomy places the organism in Eukaryota, Metazoa, Arthropoda, Insecta, Diptera, Syrphidae. The transcript has 5 exons.
CACCAAAAGUCGUUUCAUUUGUGCUGUUUGUGUUUAGUUUUACAAAUUUAUUAUUAUUCCUUUAAUUUUAUAAACUUUAUCCUUAACCAAUGAUUUAAAUUGUACCAAACUUAAUUGAAACAAAAGCUUAAAAUAUGGAGGAAUAUGUUCUCGAAAUACCUGUUUGUCGAGUGUGUCUGAAAGCAUCAGACGAAUGCAUAGAAAUAGACACGCUCAUGUUUCGCGAAGAUGACGAUGAACAACCAAAAUCAUAUUUUGAAUGCUUAAAAGCGUGCACUCAACUAGAUAUCCAAAUUGACGAUAGUCAACCCAAGCAUAUUUGUUCAACAUGCUGCAAUGAAUUAUCUGCUGCUUAUGAAUUUAUAACAAAAGCUAAAAUCUCUCAUGACUUACUUACUGGAGAAACAUACGAAGCAGCCAAGUAUGAAGAAGAUGUAUUAGAAGACAAUCAACCAAUUGAUUCAAAGACUGUUAUUGAAUCUAUUGAAAAUGAUGAAGAUGAUGAUGAAGAUGUUUUGUAUAUGAAUAUAAAGAAUGGGGAUGAUCUAGAAGAGAGAGAGGAGGAGGAAGAGAAGGAGGUGGAAAUAAAUUCUCAUAUGGAAAUAAACAAAGACAAUUUGCUAGAAGACGAAGAAGAAUGGGAAAGUAGCAUGAAGGAACAUGAUGUUCAGGCGUACGAUGAAGUUUCUAUUGAUGAUUUCAAUGAAGAGGAAAUCAUUGAAGACGAAGAAGAAGAGUAUGUGCCUAAAAAGAUAAUAUGCAAUUUGUGUCAGGCACAAUUUACCAAUUUAAUAGAUCUGAGAGAGCAUGGAGAUCAGGAACAUGAAAAAGUAUCGUUUGUCUGUGAAAUUUGCUGUUAUCGCUUUAGCUACAAAUAUACACUAAACGAACACAUAAAGCGCAAACAUGAUACUUCCUUUGUGAAAUGUAAGAUAUGUGAUGUCCUCAUAGAAAGCUGUUUACUCCGAGCCCACAAAAGAAAAGAACACAAAUCAACCACAUUUCUAUGCAGUGCCUGUCCUCGUACCUUCAAAUCAUCAACUGGCCUUCAAAUACACAGUGAAACCCACAAAACGGAUCGCCAGCGAAAUAUCGAAUGCGAAGUAUGCCACAAAAAAUUUCUCACAGAAAGAACAUUCAAGGUACACGAACGUACACACUGGGAUCGAGAUCGCUUUAAAUGCGAAUUGUGCGACAAGGAAUUUUUGCAAAAGAUUAAUCUUAAGCUUCAUAUGCAAAUGCAUCGAGGUGAAACUAUGGAUUGUUUGUAUUGUGAAAAGAAAUUCGUUCGUAAAAACGAUUUAACUGUUCAUAUGCGAUUCCAUACGGGCAAUUUCCCAUAUGAGUGUACACAGUGUGACAAACGUUUUGCGAUUGUUAGCCAUUUAAAUUAUCAUAUGAAACGACAUCAAGGUUUUGUAUACAAAUGUGAAGUGUGUCACAAGGAAUUCAUUAAUAAAUCAGGAUUGAGAAAUCAUUCGUUUCAGCAUACAAUUAUGCCGUUUAAUUGUUUACUUUGUGAAAAAGGAUUUCCAACUAAAUUUAAGAUUAAAAGACACUUAAAAACUGUACAUCACAUCGAGGAACAUGAAGAUUUUGAACGAUUAAUAACAACAGAAAAAGUUAAACAUGAAACUAUAAUCGAUGAGACUAUUGAAGAAGAAAUAUUAGAGCAGGUUGUUGAUGACAAUUCAGGAGAAGAUUAUAUAAUAAGUUAAUUUAUAAAUAGAAUAAAAUAUUUUUAGUUUUACCAAA